Molecule: messenger RNA, 965 nt
Organism: Bipolaris maydis ATCC 48331
Lineage: Eukaryota; Fungi; Ascomycota; Dothideomycetes; Pleosporales; Pleosporaceae
Source: RefSeq, a predicted model, not a curated record
ACUACAAUCACCAUCGCAUGGCUUACAAAAACAUUCUACUCAUUGUUAAAUACGCAAACACAACCAGACUGGGUAGCCCCACUCAUGUGUUUUUGUGGCAAGAAAACUUCCAAGCGUCAUGUUCACAUGUGUGGGAGUUUGCCAUCUAUCAUUGCGCCGUCACACUGUGAGUGCACUGCCAGACUCAGAAUGUAGUGGCAGUGCUGAACUCAGGAUGCCAAAGUAAUCUCAGAUUCCCACAACAAGGAAAACACAAACCAGCACACCGCCAAAUUGGAAAUGCAUUCACCAGAAUGAGCUCGGACAUCGUCAACGGAGAAUAGCUCCCGCAGCUGAGUUCAGCCCUGCCAGCCCUGCCAGCCCUACUCGCCAGCCACCUGUCCGCUCCCUCCACACGCAGACAAAUUCUGUGUGUACCAUACUCGCCACGAUGAAUACUGUACGGAAAAUAACCCUUUCUCUCAACAAUCAAAAAAGCAACUGCCGGAGCAAUCCAGACCAAAAAACCCCGACGACACCCCCUUCCAACGCGAACGCGAAUAGGGACAAAAAGAAUCAAACAAGCAUUCAUCCUCCCGCUUCCGCAAAUAGCAAAGAAAAGGGGAAUUCGGCAACAAAAGCAAAGACGCGUGAAAACAGCACCCAGCCAAACGGGGCAGUCAUGUAACUCUCGCUUUGUUUUCCAGCCUCCUGCACCAAAGCCCACGUGGGUAAGCGAAUGGACUAGGGUGAUCCUGUUCUCUUUUUCUUUUUUAUCAGCCAAUUCCUUGCCUCGCUUGCCCUGCCUUGCUGCAGGUGCAAAAGCGAUCGUCAAUGCAGGUUAGCGGGCUGGACGGUGGCGCAAAGCAAGUGCCGGUGUUCCGGCUGUUGGCAAACAAGGUAACCACACAACAAAACAAAUAAAAAAAACAUAGUUUGUAUAGCUGCAACAUUCAGAUUAAUAGUUGGGGUUUUUACUCUCUAAC